AAAAAAAAAAAAGAAGAUGGGAUAACUUGUAAAGGGCUCUGGUGGGUUCAAAGCAAGUUUUUACUGAGGGGGAAGAUAAGGCAGAGUUUUUAUAAAUUGUGACCACCAAAAUUCAGAAGCCUUAUAUUAACCACCCAUCCUCAUUCAUUGAGAGGUACCCCGGAAAACCACCAUCCCUAAUAAAUAGUUCCCCCCAUAUUUUCUUGACUUUAUCAGCAACAAUAUAUCAUGUUCAUGCCGUUCCCGUGUAUAUCUCAAUCUUGAAUUUUUACAUAUAUACAAGAAAAAAAAAAAAGUUAUAAUUUUCAAGAAUUGGUGUUCAUAUUCUCUGUAUGUAUGAUUUGCUCAUUUCUGAAUGCAAAUGCAAACCAUGGCAGCCUGUGGUAGCUUGGAACACAUCUUUGAGAAGCCAUUGCCUGAAAAUCCCACACUUCUUGAAUCCCUAUCACCAUGGAAACACAUAAAAUCCAUGAAUACCAUUGAUGACUCUGCAUUUACGGAGAUAUUCGGUGAGUUGCAUUUCAAGGAGAGCCAUGUUCAUGCUCCACAUGAGUCAUCAUCUUCCUCCUCUCCAUCCUCAUCUUUGUCCUCUUCAACGGUUUGGCCCGAUGCAAAUCCUGGGAUUGCGAUUGGGAUUGAUAUUGAUAUUCCAAGGAGGGACAGUAAUGGGAUCUCAGUUCAUCAGGGGAGAAACAAGAAUCCCACACCAAGUUAUUACUCCUCAGGCCAGAAGCAGCAGUACCACAGUGAUAGCUUUUCUUCAAUGAAUUCCGAGAGUUUGUCAUUGUGCACGGAGGGGCUGGGGUUCGAGAGCUGUGAUGAUGUUGAGGAUUUGUUGAGACAUGAUGUUUGUGAUAAUGGAUCCCAGAAUCAAGAGAAGCUAAAGACUUCUACAAGGAAUAAUUCACAUACAAAAAGUCAUCAUGGGAGUGAGUCCAAGAAAUCAGGAACGAGUAGAGGUCUAUUUCCACCUCCUAUUUCUAGUAUUGGAAACGGUGGGAAGCCUUGGGUUUGCUUCAAAUCUUACAGGGAAGAUGGGAGGUUCAUUCUUAAGGAGGUAAGAAUCCCAACUCAAGAAUUCUUGCAUGCAUGCCGCGAAGACGGACGUCUGAAGUUGCAAUUCAUUCAGUCUGAUGAUGAACUUCUUGAUGAUGAUGAUGAGGAUGAAGAUGAAGAGAAUAUUGAGGAACAGAAUGACGGCAACGGCAUUGAUAAUGAUGAUUGUAAACCGGAAAAUCAUAGGAAUGGACAGGAAGAAGAAAAUGGGGAAGGGAUUGAGGAAACCACGUAAGUAGGAGAAUUCCAGGUUUUUUCCUUUUUUGGUAGUGUAGCAGGCAUUUUAAGCUAUGUUCUUCCCUGUUUCUUUGUUUCUCUCUCUCCCUCCUUCUCUCUCAAAGUAUGCAAAUAAAGGGAUGUAGAAGAGGGUGAUGAAAUAGGAAACUGAAAAUUUCACAAAUUUGUUCUGUUUGGUUUUCGGGAUCUUUUGUUUCUGUUUAUCUAGUGCAAAUUUCUGUAGUAAAUCAGACUACAAAAUGAAUUGUAUAGUUUCUGGUCUUCUUUAUUUUCUGCACAAUUUGUGUUGCCUCAGUUUUGGAAUGUGAGGCUCUUUUCUUGGAUUUCAAUAGUGAUAGAACACCCUCAUCUUCACGUUUUA
Sesamum indicum (sesame) is the source of this 1654-nucleotide messenger RNA. RefSeq names its product FANTASTIC four-like protein (DUF3049). Lineage: Eukaryota; Viridiplantae; Streptophyta; Magnoliopsida; Lamiales; Pedaliaceae. The record is from RefSeq and is a predicted model, not a curated record.